AUGUCCAUACUUCUUUACCUUCUUCUCUUACCCCUAUUGAUUCUUGCAGUUUCGUCGACGCCCCACUGUCGAUGUCUCUCAUACCAGAGCUGUUGGCCCUCGGACAAUGAAUGGGCAGCGUUGAAUGACACCAUCCAGGGUAACCUGGUUGCCGUGCGACCCGUAGCCGCAGUUUGCCACAAGGGCGACUUCGAUGCGAAGGCCUGUAGCAUUGUCCAGAAGGAAUGGGCCAAUUCCACCUGGCGGGCGAGCGAGCCUGGUGCCGUGCAAUGGGAGAAUUGGGAGGCCUGGCCGGAGCGCCACCAGAGCUGCUAUGAAACGACACCGCGGGACACAGAAUGCGGCCAGGGUCGGAUCUCGCUAUACUCUGCGAAGGUCCAGACUGCCCAUCAAAUCGUACAGGCAGUCCAAUUCGCCAGCCGACAUAAUCUCCGGCUGGCCAUCAAGAACUCUGGUCAUGACUUCCUAGGCCGCUCGACCGCUCCGGAGUCAUUACAGAUCUUGACCUUUAAUAUGAAAGAUAUCCAGCUAGUCAACAACUUUAUACCCAAAGGUGCGAAAAAUAAAGGCGAAGGUCCGGCUGUUACGAUGGCUGCCGGCGUGAACCUUCCCGAACUUUAUGCCGCCGUAGCGCAGCACAACCGGAGUGUGAUCGGAGGAUCCUCGCACACUGUCGGCGCGGCGGGAGGAUAUAUCCAAGGUGGAGGACAUUCGCCCUUUGGGACGUGGAAGGGCAUGGCCUCGGACAAUGCGCUUGAGUUCGAGGUAGUGACGGCUAACGGCUCCAUCGUUACUGCCAACGACUACCAGAAUCAAGAUCUGUUCUGGGCACUGCGCGGUGGAGGCGGCGGAACGUUCGGCGUAGUGACUAGCGUCACCGUCCGCACAUUCCCUGAGGUGCCCGUGGUGGCCACCUACCUCAAUGUCUCAACUACGCUCGGCAAUCCCCAUUUCUGGGACGGCUUCAGGGAGUUCCAUGCCGCGCUCCCAGCCCUGAACGAUGCCGGCGCGUCUGGGUACUACUUCACCUUGCCGAAUUACCCCGUUGAUGCAAACACGAGCCUAUCCGCUAUGAUGGUUCUCUUGAUGUUCCCAGCGCAUAGUAACGUAAGUCAGAUCGACCAGCUCUAUGCUCCGCUGCGCUCAAAACUGCGAGAACUUCCCGGGGUUAUCAUGCAGUAUGAGUCUACGGUCCUUCCGAGCAUCUAUUCGAGCAUUGAGACCCUACUUUUAGGUGGUUCGAACUCAGACAGCACAGGCUCGAUAUCCGUGCUUGCUUCGCGACUGUACUCAAGAGAUCUUCUUAAGUCGGCAGAUGGACCCGAUCGACUCACUAAUGCAUGGCGCAGCAUUAGAACGGGACCUUACGAUCAGAUCAUCGGCCACGUGGUGGCAGGUGGCGCUGUCGCGUCGAAUGGGGACAAGAUCGAUAGCGCUCUCAAUCCCGCCUGGAGAAAGACGAUCGCCCACAUGCUCUUCUCGCGGAGUUGGUCGGUCAAUGCCACAUUAGCGCAGCAAACAGCAAUCAUCAAGAACAUGACCGACGUAGAAAUCCCGAUCUUGCGGUCUGUGGAGGGUGCGGACCAUAUGGGUGCCUAUGUGAAUGAGGCGAACGCCUACGAACCGGGGUUUCAGGUUUCGUUCUGGGGUAGCCAUUAUCCCCGUCUGUACAGUCUGAAGCAGAAGUGGGACCCAGCUGGCUUGUUCAUCUCGCGCAGAGGUGUCGGUAGUGAGGACUGGGAUGAUGCUGGUCUGUGUUGGAUAGGAAAAAAGACAGCACACUAG
This is a messenger RNA of Penicillium lagena, 1785 nucleotides long. Its product is annotated as FAD-dependent oxidoreductase. Gene Ontology annotation, molecular function: FAD binding; oxidoreductase activity. The transcript is spliced from 2 exons. The record is from RefSeq and is a predicted model, not a curated record. Lineage: Eukaryota; Fungi; Ascomycota; Eurotiomycetes; Eurotiales; Aspergillaceae. The coding region runs from base 1 to 1785 and encodes 594 amino acids.